AUGGAUUUUUCAGAAAUUGGUGUCAAAUCUAGGAAAACUGGAUUAAAGGCAAAAGAAAAUGUUAAAAGAGAUCAACAUAAUAUGGAAGAUGUUGAUGAUUUCUUUCAAGAUGAUCAAACCAUUAGAAAUCAACAACAACAACAACAACAUCAUAAUCAACAAAAUCAGCCCAAUAAUAUAAAUACAAAUGGUAGAAUAAUAUUCCCUCCUUCACAAAAUUCAAAUUCAAAUUCAAAUCAAACAAAUAUUAGAAAUUCUCCAUUAAAAUCUCCCUUACAAACAACUAAAUCAAAUAAUCAUCAAAAUUCAACUUCUGAUAUAUUCAAUAAUAGAUCUAAUAAUAAUAAUAAUAACAAUAGUGAUGACAGUGAUCAAUUUGAUGAUGCAAUUGAAAAUCCUCAAGAUUAUAGUAAUAAUGAUCAAGAUGAUGAUGAUAUGGAAAUUGAUGAUGAAUCAAGAGGUGAUAUUAAAAUGAUUGAUAAUGAAAGCUUUAAUAAUCAAAAUUUUGAUAUAUCUUUUGGUAAUGAUGCCAAUAAUGAUAUUGAUGAAUAUAAUAAAGUUUAUCCUCAACAACAACAGCAGCAACAACAACAACAACAACCAGGUACACCGAAACAAUCAUUAUUUGUAUCAUCUGAAAGUUCAAGUCCUGAUGUAAAUUCAAAAUCUUAUUCUCAAAGACAACAAGAAUUAGAAAAAAAUUUAACUAUACGAUCUUCAGCAAGAAAAUCAAUUGGUAAUAAAUCAUCAGGAAAUUCAAUUAUACAUAAAUCUCCAAUAAAUUCAAAACCAAAUUCAAAAUCAAUUUCUUCAAUUUCAAAAAAAAUUGCAUUAAAUAAAAAACCAUCAAAAUCAUCAAAACUUAAAACUCCACCAAGAUCAACUCAUUAUUCCACUGAAGAAGAAGAAGAAGAAAUUGAUAAUGAUAGAGUAAUAAGUGAUUCUGAUGAAGAUCAAAUUCAAUCAAAUAAGAAUACAAAUCAAUAUGAUUCUGAUGAUAGUGAAGAACAAAUUCAACCUCCAAAAAGAAGAGGUAGACCUCCUACAAAACAACAACAAGCAUCAUCACCAAAAAGAUCAAGACAACAACCAUCAAUUAAUAAAAAUGAUCGAGUAAAUAAAUUUCAAAGAAAUAAUGUUCCAAAUUCACCAAAUUCAAGAGAACAUAUUAUAGAUAUAAAUAGUUUAAGAAAAGAACAAGAAUCAAGAUCUCAAUCAAGAAAUAAAGAAUUAAAAGAACAACCAACAAGAAGAUCUUCAAGAGUUAGAAUCCCACCAUUAGCAUUUUGGAGAAAUGAAAAGGCAAUUUAUGAAAAAUCUAAAGGUGAUUAUGUACCAACUUUGAAAAAAAUUAUAACAAUUGAUGAAAAAGUUGAUCCAUUACCCUCAAGAUCUUCAUCAAAAGUUUCAUCAAGACAUACAUCAAGACAACCAUCCAGGGCAAGUUCUAAGAAUAGAGUUAAUGGAAGAAGUAAUCCAACAACACCUGGUGGUGGUAGAUAUAAAAAACAAACAUAUCAACCACCAAUUUUUGAAGAUGAUGAAGAACAAGAGGAAGAUGAAGAAGAAGAAAAUGAUAUAUCAAAAUUACCAGGUACAGAAUGGUUUAGAAAAGGUUAUUUAAAUAUUGAAGCAUUUGAAGGACAUGGAUCAGAUUUAAAAAAUGAUCGAUUAAUUGCAUGGGGUCCAGGUACUGAAACUUAUACAUCAGAAGUUAAAUCAUCAACUGAUAAUUUUAAAUUAGCUAUAUUAUUUGAUAAAAAUAGAGAUUUUAUUGCAACGGGGAUGAUGUUAAUACCACCAGGUGGUAUAAAAUCAUUAAAGGGAACAGAUACAACUUAUUUUGUAUUUUAUUGUAUCUCAGGAGUUAUUGAAGUUACUUUAUCAGGAAAUGUAUUCAUUAUUAAAAAAGGUUGUUCACUUGAAAUUCCAAUGGGAAAUUUUUAUCAAUUUGUUAAUAAAGGUAAAAAUGAUGCUUCUUUGUUUUUUGUUCAAACAAGAGGUCAAUCUGAUGAUGAUUGGGAUGAAGAUGAUGAAGAAGAAUAA
This is a messenger RNA of Hansenula ciferrii, 2046 nucleotides long. It is a transcript of the gene MIF2, whose product is annotated as Mif2p. Bases 1 to 2046 code for a protein of 681 amino acids. Lineage: Eukaryota; Fungi; Ascomycota; Saccharomycetes; Phaffomycetales; Wickerhamomycetaceae. Gene Ontology annotation, cellular component: kinetochore. The transcript has a single exon. The record is from RefSeq and is a predicted model, not a curated record. Gene Ontology annotation, molecular function: centromeric DNA binding. Gene Ontology annotation, biological process: kinetochore assembly; spindle attachment to meiosis I kinetochore; attachment of mitotic spindle microtubules to kinetochore.